CAAAGCGACGAAGACGAACUUGAACCAUCGACCCGGACAAAUCCUUGUUGCUGUGAACACUUGGGCCAAGGCCGGGUUCGUGAACGUCUUCAUAUUUUGGGUUGCUGCUGCAAUUGUUGCCAUUUGGGUUUGGCAUUUAUUCAUUUACUCACCUGCAAGUUACCUUACUUUCGAAACAUAAACAAUAUGUUGCUUACUUUCCAGGAUAGGUUGCGUAUUCCAUGGCGUGGUGGUGCCAAACAAGUAGCGUUAGAUGUGUGGUUUUCAGCAUUAAUGGUUGCGUUAGUUUUAGGCAUCGCCGCUAUCAACGUCUACACAGCUGUCAUAAUGUUUUUAGCCAGUUUAAUAUUUAUUGGCUACGGUUACUACUACGUUAGGCGAUCCUUAAUACGUACUCGUAUUUUUGCAUUUUGGUUAGUCUGGUCCGUGGCUUACAUGAGUGUGCUGAUGGAAUUUGCUGUACCGUUGUUAGAGUUUUUACCCGAAGAGCAUUUGAUCUUAGUUAUAUUGUCUUGUAUCUCAGCUUAUUGUUUCUGGACGACUUACCGUCGAUCGCAGUUAAAUUUUGUUAUGCAAAGUUCGGUGACAGAAGACGAAUUACCCGAUAUUACUGAGGUUACCGCCGCUGAAGAGGAGGAGGCGGAAGCUGCCGCCGCUCAUACCGCUCUCCUAAUGGAAAGCAUAGAUUCAUCUACAGCGGUUGAUUCAAGUAUGUGCAAUACAUGUCAUAAAUAUGUCCCAGCUCGCACCGUCCAUUGUCAAGUAUGCGGCGCCUGUAUUUUACGGCGUGAUCACCACAGUUAUUGGUUAAAUUGCUGCAUUGGGCAAUGGAAUCAUAUGUACUAUUUAUUGGGUCUAAUUUUCGGAAUUUUAGCAUUACUAUUAUGCGCCAAUCUAACUUUGACGGCCGUUUGCCAUCCGUUUUUGGUUGUAAGACUGUUCGGCGUAGCUGUAAUGCUUCCCGACGAUUGUACCGAAGUCUUUGACGAAUACACUUUGAGUCUGUCAUUUAUCGUUGCUUUAUACGCUUUGCUAAUGACCUGUUAUAUGUUGGUGGCUUUAGUCAAACAGAUUUGCAAAAUAUCACGCAACUCGAAUACUGCAUCUGGUAGGCGUAAUCAUGCCAACGGCACUUUAACAAAAUGGUUAAGCAAUUGGAAAGCAUUUCUCUUUUAGAUGAGGAAAGCGCACAAUUAAUUGAAACCGACUUACAUAAGUAAACGCAGGUACUAUUCUAAGCUGCUGCACAAUUGCAAUACAACAAAAAAAUAUUAAAAAUUAGCUUAGUAACAAAAUGGGUCAGCAAAUAAAUUGCGUCGAAUUUUUAGUAACUGUCUAGAGCGUAUGAUAAUAAGUUUUCUGAAGUGUUUAAAAUAACGGGGAUUUAUCCACAAUUGUAUUCUAAUCAUUAAGCAAUCUAUCCAAAGUCAAUAUUAUAGUAAGUAAGUGAAAUAUUAAUGUUAAGUAAAAAAUAAGUUUAAAGCAAAAUAAUAAUUGCUGACAGUAAAUUUGAGAAGAAGAAGAAACAAUAAAGUCUUAAUUGUUAAGGAA
Molecule: messenger RNA, 1551 nt
Organism: Glossina fuscipes
Lineage: Eukaryota; Metazoa; Arthropoda; Insecta; Diptera; Glossinidae
Gene: GABPI
Product: palmitoyltransferase ZDHHC23-B
Exons: 1
Coding region: 187-1176 (329 amino acids)
Biological process (GO): peptidyl-L-cysteine S-palmitoylation; protein targeting to membrane
Cellular component (GO): Golgi apparatus; endoplasmic reticulum
Molecular function (GO): protein-cysteine S-palmitoyltransferase activity
Source: RefSeq, a predicted model, not a curated record